Lathyrus oleraceus (garden pea) is the source of this 852-nucleotide messenger RNA. RefSeq lists its product as uncharacterized. The transcript has a single exon. Gene Ontology annotation, cellular component: nucleosome. Lineage: Eukaryota; Viridiplantae; Streptophyta; Magnoliopsida; Fabales; Fabaceae. Gene Ontology annotation, molecular function: structural constituent of chromatin; protein heterodimerization activity; DNA binding. The record is from RefSeq and is a predicted model, not a curated record. Bases 48 to 683 code for a protein of 211 amino acids.
CUUUGUUAACAAACAAAACAUUCAAAGACACAGUGAAAGGUUAAAUAAUGGGUCGAAAGAGUGCUAAGAAAAUGGUGGUUAAAUCCACAAAGAAAGUCGUAGAAGAAAGCGUUCAAGUUUCAGUUAUCAGCAGCAACAAAAGAUUAACACGAAGAAACAAAGACAUUCAAACAGAAGACGAAGAAAAAGAGCAAGUUAUAAGAGUCAUUCCCGUUCAUGAAGCUCAAGAAACAAAAGGAGACGAUUCAACUUCCAGCACAACAACGAUCACGACCGAAAACAACAAAAACAACGACCAGCAAAAAGAGCAAAAAGAACAAAACAGAAACAUUAGUAUCAUCAAAGAGGAGGUGAAAAAGAACAAGACACAAAACGGUAAGAAGAAAAGGAGGAAGAGUGUAGAAGGGUACCAAAGGUAUGUGUACAAGGUGUUAAAACAAGUGCAUCCUGGAAUGGGAGUUUCAUCAAAAUCCAUGGUGAUUUUGAACAAUUUUAUGAACGAUAUGUUUGAGAGAGUAGCUAGUGAGGCUAGUAAACUGAAGGACUAUACAGGAAACAUGACAUUGUCAUCAAGGGAGAUUCAAGGAGCGGUUAAGCUUGUUUUGCCUGGUGAGCUUGGGAAACAUGCUAUGGCUGAAGGGAUUAAAGCUGUCAACAACUAUACCUCUUAUGAAUCUGCAUGAUGUUAAAAGUCUAUGUAUAAUUAAUCACAUUAAGUAAGUAAUGUUAUGAUGUGUGUGUAAUUGGAUUUAGGUGUUUAGUAUUUUGGUUGCAUGUUGUAUUGUGUGUACAAUGUAGAUUACUAGUCAAUGUGUGCAAGUUAGUUUUAAAAUUGGACUUUUCUUUUAGACA